Candidula unifasciata is the source of this 446-nucleotide messenger RNA. Lineage: Eukaryota; Metazoa; Mollusca; Gastropoda; Stylommatophora; Geomitridae. The record is from the annotation of a GenBank genome assembly.
AUGUGGAGUCCAGACGUAAACAUGAUAGUCCAGUCGUUUGAGAAAUCAACAUUUGCAAUGAAAUGUAUUGUGUACUCCGUUGCUACGCUGCUGAUUUCUGUACUUUUUGUGGUUUCUGCUGUUGAGGAUACUGUACCACACAGGACAUCCAAUGAUUUAUACUUGGACCCCUGCAAAGCAGCGGGUUUCUGGGGAGAUAUAGCCUUGUCAGACGCGGAGUACAGAGCUGCUAAGAAGAUGCUUCAGAAUCAGAUGAAGAAUAACACGGACUCAUCUUCUCUAAUGGAGCUACAAGUAGAUGAUCCAGGCACACAUAGCAACACAGAUGCAAUUGGCCAUUACAAAAAUAGAGAAGAAUACAAAAGACAACUUCAAUCAGACAGGAAUUAUUUGAAAAAGAUCUUGAAGGAAAAGGCCGCAACGUUAAAAUCUCCCUGCGAACAGCA